AUGUUCACGGCACAGAAUCGGACGUCAGUGAAUCACAAUUAUUUUCUCAGUGUACAAACGCAUAUUACGGCCAAACACCGACAGCAGGCUGUUGAGUGGCUUCUUGAUGUAUGCAGAGAGGAACAUUGUGAACCGGAUGUUUUCCCGUUAUCGGUGUCUUAUAUUGAUCGUUUCUUGGCACUUCAAAACAUCUUCCGUGAUAAUCUUCAAACGUUGGCCAGUGCGUGUCUGUUCAUCGCCAGUAAAGUGAAGGCCGCUCAACCGUUACAAGCCAAACGAAUCGCCUACUAUACAGACGGUGGUGUACCUUCGCGAGCAAUUCUAGUGAGUUCCACCAAAGUUUUCGUAUCAUUUUUCAAAUUCCACAGCUUAAUCAAUUCACACUUCUUCCGGUUUUCCAUUGUAAAAUUUGUCUUUUUUUCACGAAACGAAAUUUUUUCCAGUUUUCUAAAUUUGUGUUUUUGCCGUCGUCUGUUCGUUCACUAA
This is a messenger RNA of Anisakis simplex (herring worm), 486 nucleotides long. Lineage: Eukaryota; Metazoa; Nematoda; Chromadorea; Rhabditida; Anisakidae. The record is from the annotation of a GenBank genome assembly.